AUGCCCCGAAUAAUAGCAAGAAGGAAGCGCUGCCAUCAAAGUGCCCUCCCCUCUGAGUCCGAGCCUCCAAUCAAGCGCACGAGGCAGCAAAUUUUGACAGCUGCGGAUGGAGAUUCGGCCGGCAUUAAUCCAGCUCCAGUCAAUGAGAACGACAUCAAUAGCAACAACAUAAUGUCGACCAUAGCUGGAGGAUGUGAGCUCGAAAUGGUAGAGAUUGUUCCGAUUAUUCAGUAUGAGCCGGAGCUGGGUGCGGAGGAGAAUCCAUUUUACUAUGAGCCCAACAAAUUGUUAAACCAGUUGCAUGCGGAACGCCUCAAACGCAACGAUCCAUAG
Molecule: messenger RNA, 333 nt
Organism: Drosophila montana
Lineage: Eukaryota; Metazoa; Arthropoda; Insecta; Diptera; Drosophilidae
Exons: 1
Coding region: 1-333 (110 amino acids)
Source: RefSeq, a predicted model, not a curated record